AUGAGUUGGAAUAUGGGGAACGAGGCCGCGCAGAGCAGCCAGCUCGCGAUUAGCUUGACUCUGAGCACCCGCCUUUGCUGUCGACGUCGCGGGCGGCGUUCCGGACAUCGCCCAGAACAGACCCUUGCAUUCCUUGUUGGGGCGUCGCUGGCCCUCAAGCUGUUUGAACGCCUUGCGAUCCAUAGCUGGAACGAGACAGCGCCGCAGCGCACAGACGCUGAUGUGGUAUCUAAACGCCGGUACACCGCAUUGACAGAAGCAGCCAACAUCUUUGCGUUCGAGGCAGACGCGGAACGGGAAAGCGCUUUCUCACGCAAGGGUGACACUCAGAAAAAUCAUCAUGUUCAUGUGGUCACUGACGAGCUGUUUCCAGUCAUGCAGUUGAAGGAGCGAGACCGUUCCACUGCACCGGGGCCUUGGCUGAAUGUGACACUAGAAAAGCGCUCGAUCGACCGAGCGUAUGUACUCAAAGACCUCUACCGCGAUGCGAGCAAUCCAAGCGAGGUCGUCGAGCUGGAAUGGAAGCUCGCGGAGAUAGAGCAGCACGCGACGCGCAUUUUCGAGGACAUACACAACUCCGUUCCGAAGGGGAAGCUUACCCUUGCGCGCUCCGACCUCGACGAGUUCCGCAAGUACCUCUUCCUCGUGUACUUCCGCCGACAGGUGCUCGGCCUGUACUACUACGACAAGGACCGGCCAGAGGAUACCCCGAUGGACAAAAUCGACGCCAUCGGCGCCGCAUGGAUGGGCGAACAGUUCAUGGACUCCCUCCUCGACAACUUUGGCAUUGACUGCGAGUUCGCCAUCGACUACUUCCCCGCCAUCAACUUCGAGCUGCGGAACCAGGCGUACUUCGUCGGGUUCUGGGAGGCGGCGGAGACGGACGAGUUCGUGCUGACGCCGGGGCGUUCGGGUACUGGGAGGGCUGCUUGUCGACGCAUCCGGAGUUCCAUCUGCAUCGGGUGGGUGGGAUUUGGCCGAUACCGGGAGCGCGCGUGCAGUACGCUGCUUGGCCUGCCGGUGUCGCCGCCGGAUAUCGACUUUGCGAAGGCGGGGCACGAUGUGGUGGUUGACGGCGAGGUGGCGUUCACGUUCCGUACCAUGGACGAUUACAACCCGGCCAUCCGCCGCAAACGCGACCGGUUCACGAUGAAGAUCCACAAGCUCACGCCGGAGCAGACGUUCGCGGUUAAUGCCGCCACGCUCCGGAGCACGCGCCCGGAUGGGGCGCUGAGCUUCACGUCGAGGAGUAUGGUCAGUAGCGCAGUCGACAGAAUCCUAGAGGUGGCCGUUCUCGUCCGAUUCCUCGACCUGAUCGUCAAGAGUCCCCAGCUAGUCGCCGCCUUCCGCAUCCGCUGCGCCUCCCUCUUCCGCUGGAUGCACCUCUGCCCCCACCCAACACGAAACCCCAAAGACUGCCUCGACUACCCCUACGACGCCGACUGGCCACCCGUGCACCGUGACAUCCGCAAGUAAUUCAACAACCUGUGGAAGGCCAUGCUCCGCGGCGAGAUCACCUUCCCCAACCGGUACGAG
Messenger RNA from Schizophyllum commune H4-8, 1536 nucleotides. RefSeq lists its product as uncharacterized. NCBI's taxonomy places the organism in Eukaryota, Fungi, Basidiomycota, Agaricomycetes, Agaricales, Schizophyllaceae. The record is from RefSeq and is a predicted model, not a curated record. The transcript is spliced from 6 exons. Bases 1 to 1476 code for a protein of 491 amino acids.